GCCUCAACGACUAGAUAAAAGCAAGAAAAAGGAGAAGGAAAUAAAUGCGAGAUGUGCGAAUGGUCCUGGUUGGUGACGAGAGCGUUGGGAAGAGCACCAUCGUCACUUCGUUAAUCAAGGAAACCUUUAUGCCCCAUGUCCAGCAUGUUGUGCCAGAAAUCACUAUUCCACCAGAGGUGACCGCAGCGAAUGUGACGAUGUACAUUGUGGACACGGGCUCGGGAGCACAGGAUCGCGCCCAUUUGGAAUCAGAAAUUCGGAAAGCUCACGUCAUCUGUGUCGUUUAUGCCAUCGACAAUCCCCAUUCAUUCGACCGAAUACCCACUUACUGGCUACCUUAUUUUCGACAGCUCGGCGUUAAUGUCCCUGUAAUUCUUGUUGGGAACAAAAUUGAUUUACGGAGCGGCGUCGUGACAAAUGAGGCUCUCGAAGAAGAGAUUGCUCCAAUAAUGAAGGAGUUCAAGGAAGUGGAGACGUGUUUAGAAUGCUCAGCAAUGACGCAAAUCAAUGUCCUGGAGGUUAUCCAUUUUGCUCAAAAGGCCGUCACUCAUCCUCUUGCACCACUCUACGAUUCCCAUCAGCACUGUUUUAAACCUGCUUGCGCGAAUGCCUUGAGACGAAUAUUCAAACUCAGUGAUAAAAAUAAAGAUGGAGUGCUCGACGCAUCCGAGCUGAAUGAUUUCCAGAUGAAAUGCUUUGAUACCCCUCUACAGUAUGCUGAGCUACAGGGCCUAAUUGAUAAAGUGGGAGCCGAGAAAGAAGAUGGCGUUCGAGAUAAUGGCCUGACGGAAGAGGGCUUUCUUCAUCUUAACAUGACCUUCAUGUGGAAGGGUCAACCUGAAACCACUUGGAAGAUCCUCACGACACACGGCUAUGCGAGCGAUUUGAAGCUGAACGAGGACUUCCUUCAUCCACGACUCGAUGUUCCUUCAGAUUGCUCCGUCGAACUGAGCCAAAGAGGUUACCAAUUCUUUACUGACAUUUUCGAGCUCUUCGACAAGGAUCAGGACGGGGCACUCAACAAGGCAGAGCUAGACCAAUUAUUCAGUACCUCACCAGGAAAUCCUUGGUCCAAUCAGAAUUUCCCCGACACCACUAUCGCAUCAGACGCCGGAGCAGUAACGCUUCAAGGCUGGUUGGCCCAGUGGAGUAUGACCACACUUCUAGAAUACAAGACGACUCUGGCCUAUCUUGCUUACCUUGGAUACCCGGAAUCACCCCAAACGAGUGCACUGCUCGUUACGCAGCCCAGGAAAAAGGACCGAAAGAAAGGCAAGAUGACUAGGAAUGUAUUCUUGGUCUAUGUCUGCGGAGCAGCUGGUUCGGGCAAGACUUCCCUGUUGCGCGCCUUCGUCGGGAAAUCAUACCUUAAAGUAUACCAGCCAACAACUAAGGUGCUCAGUGUCGUCAAUUCUAUCGAUAUAAACGGGUCGGAGAAGUACCUCGUGCUCCAAGAAUUUGGUUCAAAAUAUGAGCCGGAGAUCUUACGAUCGUCCAAAAAGACCGAUAUGGCAGACCUAAUUGUUUACGUCUACGAUUCCAGUGAUACAAAUUCUUUCUCCUACAUUAGCAAUUUACGACAACAAUAUAGCUUGAACCAUAUACCGACAUUAUUCGUUGCAACAAAAUCAGAUCUGGACCUAGCACAGCAGCGACACGAAGUGCAGCCUGACGUGUAUUGUCGACGUCUGAACUUGCAAGUCCCAGUAGCUGUGAGCGUAAAAGACGGGCAACUCGCUGACGUGUUCCACGUAAUGUGCAACAUUGCUCUGAACCCGUUGCGAUCAAUACCGGGAUACAAAGAUCGUGCGUUGACGCCUGCUGCUCGCGUACGUUUGUAUAUUACGUGGACUGCUGUGUUGGGUGGAUUGACUGCUGGCUUGAUGAUGGUGUAUCGGACGUUUCUGAGACCAAGCGGAAUCCUGGGCAGCUGGGGAGGAAUAGGAGCAAUUUUCGGCCGAAGAGAGUUGUGACACGUUCCCUGCGACAAGCAUGUUGUGUGAGGUACAUUAUUUACCUACUAUUUUGCACGUUGGCGUAUUCUACAUUUCAACGGAAGCAACAGCGCCUGAGCUGGCC
Fomitiporia mediterranea MF3/22 is the source of this 2079-nucleotide messenger RNA. Its product is annotated as mitochondrial Rho GTPase. Gene Ontology annotation, biological process: cell migration; small GTPase-mediated signal transduction; mitochondrion organization. The record is from RefSeq and is a predicted model, not a curated record. Bases 45 to 1973 code for a protein of 642 amino acids. Gene Ontology annotation, cellular component: mitochondrial outer membrane. Gene Ontology annotation, molecular function: calcium ion binding; GTP binding; GTPase activity. The transcript has 14 exons. Lineage: Eukaryota; Fungi; Basidiomycota; Agaricomycetes; Hymenochaetales; Hymenochaetaceae.